Molecule: messenger RNA, 2888 nt
Organism: Colletes gigas
Lineage: Eukaryota; Metazoa; Arthropoda; Insecta; Hymenoptera; Colletidae
Exons: 8
Coding region: 112-2067 (651 amino acids)
Molecular function (GO): nucleic acid binding
Source: RefSeq, a predicted model, not a curated record
UGCUGUCCAGCAGCACGGCAAGUGCAAUUUAGCCGUUUAAUUUUCAAUGAAUUUGAUUUGACGAGCCAGUGUUUUCUCAUAUGUGUGUACUACGUGCAACUUCGCGAUUAAAUGAGCUUGCAAGACAGCCUUUUUUCCGAAGAGGUGGAGCACGACGUGACUCUGUUUUCAAGGGAUAAAAAACGGAAAAGAGUACUCGUCUUUCCACCUGUAAACAACUAUCGGAGGUUCAUCAUACACCAGCUGGUGCAGGAUCGUUUCGACGAUCUGCACACGUUCUCGAUCGGCCAGGGUUCGGCGAGACGGACCGUCGUGUGCUACAAAAGUGACGUGAUAAGGGAUCCGAAAUUGAAUGGUGUGCAGUGUAAAUCAAACGUGAAAGUCACUGAUACGCUGCUUGAGAUGGGCGUUGAAGGACGGCGUUCGCCCUCCGCUUCGCCAGAACGUGUACGAGCCCAGAGGCAAGUAAAGUCAGUGCCAACGGUUGAGAUCUAUAGGCCACCGGCUGCUAGAAGGGCCAGAAAUGAACAUCAGACAAACACGGACCAAGUUCAAGUGCAUUCGACCAUAGAUUCAUCUUCUACUGUGAAAUCUACCCGACAGAAAAGGCCUGAUCGUGCAGUCUAUGUUCCAAGGCACCGUAGAAGUUUAGAAACCGAAGGAAGUCCCCAGCCCGUAGAAUCCACUCGUACUAAUCGUAUGGUUAAAGACAAUUUGAACUCCUCUGUUUCCCACGGACAACCAAAGUCAAACUUAAAUCUCAAAGAAACAGAUUCUGAUGUUCAGACGAACGCGGAAUGCGUGAAAAAGAAAUCGAAUACAUGCCCUGACAAAUGUCAGAACAAUGUAGAGAAUGAAACCAGUCAGCAUCUUCAAACAGACUUGAAAGAUACGAUUUCUUCGAGUUCUACAGAUGUACCUGUUAUGGAAGCUUGUAACGAAGAAAAAUCUGAGCAGCUAGACAAUGUAAACGAGGAUGUGCCAAAUGAAUCCGACUGCAGUACCGCUCCUGACACGGAAUGUGAAAGGACUGAUCUAUUUCAAUCACAGACUGUUGAAGAGGAAGAAAUGUCUAAUAAUUCUAGCGAGGAUAAGAAUAGUUUAGAUACAGUUGAAACGUAUGUAAAUAGUGAAGUUGAUGUUAACGAAGAUAUAGAAAGGUCUGAUAAUUAUAAGGAUAAUGUUGUUAUAAUAUCAACGUCAAAUAAUAACAAGAAGAACGAGGAACACUUAAACAAAGAUGAAAUAACAAAUAAAAAGAAUACGCAAAUGAUACAUAGCAAUAUGGUAUCCGACGUUUUAAUUAUCUCGGAUACGGUACAAAAGAAACCGCAACCUGUUAAAAAAGUCACUCCUGUUCCUGUGAUACCGCCGGAGAAGAAGGCGAAAAAGAUUGAAAGGUCAAAAAGCAAACCAGCGCCACCACCUUCGCCGCCCAUUAAAAAGAUAAAUAGGGACGAAUGCGACUGGGAUAGUUUGUUCGAUGACAACGGUGAUUGCUUGGAUCCAACGCUCAUAGAGGAGUUAACUUCGGCAGUGGGUGACGUUAUGAUAGAACAACCGAAAAGCGAUUACAAAUCGUUCACGAAGCACAUCGAAGUAUCCAGCGACGAAUUUGCUCAUGUUGUCGAGAUAUACAAUUUCCCGUCAGAGUUUAAGACCAGCGAUUUAGCCGCUGUUUUCAGUUCGUUCAAGAACGGCGGUUUCGAGCUGAAGUGGGUAGACGACACGCAUUGUCUUGGAGUCUUCAGUAGCCCUCUUGUUGCCGCCGAGGUACUGGCGUCGGAUCAUCCGUUCGUAAAGACAAGGCCGUUAAGCGAGGCCACAGCCUUGAGUAAAACGAAAGCAAGAAGAAGCGCAGAAUUUUUGCAGCCUUACAGAAGUCGUCCAGAAACUUGCGCGGCAUUGGCCAGACGAUUGGUCACGGGUGCUUUGGGCGUGAAACUAGCCACAGCUAGGCAAGAACGCGAGCACGAGAAGAAUGUAUUGCGGGAAGCUAAAGAAAAACGUCGAUUAGCUAAUAAACAACGAGAGGAUGUCUGGGAAGGCAUAAUACCUGAAAAGUAGCAUUAUCUGUUGGUAAUGUAAUAUCAUUACAUUGAAGAUUACUUACGUCAUGUGUAAGUGUUUCGCGACAUUUACAUGCAUUUGUGCCUUACUCAUCUAUUUUUCAUCUUUGACAAACGCAUUUUGUCGAACUGAUUUGGCUAUUGGUUUUGGGAACACGGAGAUGACUUUGCCAAUAGAUGAGUGCGGCAUAACGGAAAUACCGUAAUGGACAUAUUUGCUUAGGACUGAUAAAUGAGUUUUCAGCGCGUUUGUUUAUUUUCUACAUAUAUGCAUAUCACGAUUGUCCAGACCAAUUGAACGAGCGUGCCUGUUGCACUAUUUUCUAACGAAAGGAUAUCGAGUAUUUUAAGCGAUAUUCAAGAUUGGCGAUUUAGUCCCUAACACUAGAAAACCUACAAACAGAAGUAGAACAUUUUAUGAUACGGUUAUUCUUACCUCGACAGUUGCCUCUGUUAUAAAUUUAUAUAUAUGACGAUAAACAAUGCUGUGUUGUGCAAUGAUAAUACGAGACAAUAAAUUUAGAAUCGUAGAAAAUAAUAAUACUCUUUACAUACAAGCACGCGCGUGCGUGCACAUACAUCGAUUUAUUACAGUGAUAUGUAAUCAAAACGUGUGUCUUCACAGAGUGAUGAAUUCACGGCGUGGAAACUGUAUUAAAAUAUGAUGUGGUAUUUUAUUAUUGUCUGUGCAACAUAAAAUAUUGUAGUUGUGAAUUAUGCCACAUAUACAUAUAUAUAUAUAUAUAUAUAUCUGUUAUAUGAAUGUUAAAAUCUGACGCACAAUCACGAUAUCUACACGUAUUACAGACUUACUAAGAA